Arctia plantaginis is the source of this 2259-nucleotide messenger RNA. The record is from the annotation of a GenBank genome assembly. Lineage: Eukaryota; Metazoa; Arthropoda; Insecta; Lepidoptera; Erebidae.
AUGUUUUUCAGGAUUUUAUUAACAUGCUGCUAUCUACCUGUUAUCAUAUCCUGUGAAAUAUCAAGAUAUUCAGCAAGACGAAACUGCCUCAGCGGUCAUAUGACGGACAGACAAUCAUGGGUCAAUGGAUUAGGAGCGUUGAGUGUUGCCCGCUCUGAAUACAACUACUCUCUAGACUUGUCUUACACCAAGAACCCUGUGCAGGUGUUGCACCAAUUGACGGACCACACGACCCAGAUCUACUAUCCCAUUAAAUACAUAAGCUUCGCGAACAGCGCUCUCACCGAAAUACCACCGAUAUAUCAGAUGAGCAUCGGUGGUGGUAGCUUUCUAUCAGAAACGGUAGAGUUUAUGAGUUUUUAUGGCAACAAUUUUGAUGAUGCCCAUGCUCCUAACACGGAAGUUGAGGAACUUUACUCUGCCACUGAAACAGCUCCAGUAAAUACGCCUAUCAGUCCUAAAAGUAAUGAAGCAGAUAACACGUGGUCAUCUAGCCUGAGACAGACUGAAUUCCCUAACCUUAAAGAAUUAGAUUUAAGAGCGUGCUCUAUAAAAUUUUUGCAUUCGUAUAUUUUUUCUGGAAUGCCAAAAUUAGAAGCUCUUUAUUUAGGAGAAAAUGAGAUCUUCUAUAUUCACCCCGAAGUAUUUAUAGGACAGCAUAACUUACUUCACCUGGAUUUGAGUAGUAACACUCCAACAGACCAAGAUGGACAACUACAGUCUUUGAAAACAGACUCAUUUUUAGCAUUUGAACACUUGGAUAAUUUAGAAUCACUGGAUCUAUCACACUCAAGCCUUAGUCCAGAUCACCGCGGCAUGAUUAUGGGGUUUAAGAAACUGAAGAGUCUGUCAAUAUGCAAUACAGGUUUAACAGACUUACAACCCAGAAUUUUCUCAGCAAUGCCAUUGGAAAUUCUUGACAUAUCAAACAAUCACGGUAUUUUGGCUAAAUCCAACAUUUUAGGAGAUUUAGAGAGUACACUCCGAAUAUUGUCCGCAAGUGGUACAGGUCUUAAAUACAUUGAUAUAUUUGAAAAUUUUAGUAAAUUAGAAAUUCUUCGAUUAUCUAGAAACGAAAUCGUUCAUAUACCACCCGAUGUUGUCUCAACUUUAACCAACUUACAAAUCUUAGACUUGAGUGUGAACAGGGUAAUCAGUUGGACAAACAGAACUUUUUCUUUGAUGCCAAACCUGAGGUUCCUCAGUUUGAGUGAGAAUAACAUAAAUGUGUUAUCACCUACAAUGAUACGAGACUUAAGUGGAGUUGACUUCAUAGGUUUGUCAAACAAUUUUAUUGUAUGUUACUGCGACGUAAGAGAGUUUUUCGAGAUGGCUGCAGCUAAUGAAAAUAAAUUGAAUGAUACAAAGAUCAAAGAGAUAAAUCCUGCAGAGCACUUAUAUCAUAGAGGUUAUUAUUUUUAUAACAGAAUCAUAUUUGAUAGGACACCAAUUGUGUUUAAAGGAAAAACGAAAAUAGAAAAAACUGGCAGAUUCCGUUUGAUAGAUUACGACAAGUCUGAUUUUAGGUGCUUGAAGGUUCCUGAUGGUAUUUUUAUAUCAAUUAUGAAUGUUCAAAACUGCUUUACUGUUAAAAGAGAUUCGAACAACAUGUCUAACAAUCUGGACGUUGGGAGAAAUGUUUUGUUUGUACUACUAAUUAUACCUUUUACGAUGAUUGCUGUAAUGCUGUUGCCACCUGUCAGAAGAUAUUUGGAUUAUUUAUUUAUAUCAAUGAAAAAUUCUGCCUUGUUGAGAUUUAUAAAGAAAAAGAAAAUUGUUGAUGAUGGGACCAUAUUCAAUUAUGACGUCUUCGUAUCAUACUGCAAUGAAGAUCGUGGCUGGGUGCUGGAUCAUCUGCUGCCUCAUAUGGAGGCUGAUUGCAGCAUCAGCGCCUGUCUACACGAGAGGGACUUUCAAGUAGGCCUGUCAAUUUUGGAGAACAUAGUGCUGUGCAUGGAUCGCUCAAGGUUCAUCAUGCUGGUGCUCUCGCAACGGUUCCUGAUCAGCCGCUGGUGUCAGUUCGAAAUGCAUUUGGCUCAGCAUAGGCUUCUGGAAACCCGUCGAGAAGACCUAAUACUAGUUCUCCUAGAAGACAUUCCACGUCGUGUGCGUCCAAACACGCUUCAUUACUUGAUGUUAACAAAAACCUACAUAGUAUGGCCGAAAGAAGAGUCAGAGAGAGUGCUCUUCUGGAAGAGAUUGAAAAAAAGUCUUCCGACUGACAAGAAUAAACUUACACAAAAUGUGUCUAUGGCUUAA